AGUCUUACCCUAGUUUCAUAACAGUCUCUAUCUUGCUCUGUUAAUCUAGGAAGACUUUUGAUUCCCAAGAGAAAAAAAAAAAAAAGUGAAGUUUAGUCUUUUCUUCUUGUCGUGAGCAGUUUUAAUGGCGGGUUACAAAGCGGAUGACGAUUACGAUUACCUUUUCAAGGUGGUUCUGAUCGGUGAUUCGGGCGUUGGAAAGUCCAAUCUGCUCUCUCGUUUCACCAGGAACGAGUUUAGCCUCGAGUCCAAGUCCACGAUCGGCGUCGAGUUCGCCACUCGUAGCUUGAAUGUUAAGGACAAAGUCAUCAAAGCCCAGAUUUGGGACACUGCUGGUCAAGAAAGGUACCGUGCGAUCACUAGUGCAUACUACCGAGGAGCUGUUGGGGCACUUCUUGUCUACGACGUUACACGACACUCCACAUUCGAAAACGUUGAGAGGUGGCUUAGGGAACUCCGUGACCAUACCGAACCAAACAUAGUCGUGAUGCUUUUGGGAAACAAAUCCGAUCUUCGUCAUCUUAUAGCUGUUCAAACCGAAGAUGCCAAGUCUUUUGCGGAGAAUGAAUCACUCUACUUCAUGGAGACUUCAGCGCUUGAAGCUACUAACGUUGAGAACGCGUUUUCGGAAGUGCUCACUCAGAUUCACCAAGUUGUGAGCAAGAAAGCAAUGGAGGCUGGUGAUGAUUCAAACUCGGGUAAUGUUUUUAAAGGAGAGAAGAUUGAUCUUGAUGUCUCUGCUGUGAAGAAAACAGGUUGUUGCUCCAACUAAAGACUUGUUAGUCUCUUGCUUAUUUGAGGGGUUUGGUCUGUGUCCCUAAGCUAAGAUCUUUUUUUAUUUCGUACAUUCAAAAUACUUUUGAAGAUGUUUGCUUUAUUUUUAGGAAACAAACUGUGUUUUGCUUUUGA
This is a messenger RNA of Brassica napus (rape), 909 nucleotides long. Its product is annotated as ras-related protein RABA1d-like. Gene Ontology annotation, molecular function: GTP binding; GTPase activity. The coding region runs from base 125 to 772 and encodes 215 amino acids. The transcript has 2 exons. The record is from RefSeq and is a predicted model, not a curated record. Gene Ontology annotation, cellular component: endosome. Lineage: Eukaryota; Viridiplantae; Streptophyta; Magnoliopsida; Brassicales; Brassicaceae.